This is a messenger RNA of Laccaria bicolor S238N-H82, 4821 nucleotides long. RefSeq lists its product as uncharacterized. Gene Ontology annotation, biological process: aromatic amino acid biosynthetic process; chorismate biosynthetic process. Lineage: Eukaryota; Fungi; Basidiomycota; Agaricomycetes; Agaricales; Hydnangiaceae. Gene Ontology annotation, cellular component: cytoplasm. Gene Ontology annotation, molecular function: 3-dehydroquinate dehydratase activity; shikimate 3-dehydrogenase (NADP+) activity; 3-dehydroquinate synthase activity. Bases 1 to 4821 code for a protein of 1606 amino acids. The transcript has 6 exons. The record is from RefSeq and is a predicted model, not a curated record.
AUGGCGAACGCGGAUGUGCUCAAAGUCUCUAUCCUUGGAAAGGAAUCAAUCCACUGUGGUUUCCACUUGAUACCAUACAUCGCACAAACUGUCCUAUCCAAUCUACCCUCUUCAACCUAUGUCCUCGUAACCGACACCAACGUCGCAAACUUCCAUCUCACCGCCUUCGAAAAGGAGUUUGAACAGAGAAUCUCAAGUCUGCCUACAUCCUCUACGAAGCCGAGAUUCCUCAGCCUUGUCAUUCCACCUGGGGAGACGUCAAAAAGCCGUGAAGGAAAAGCCAAUAUUGAAGAUUUCCUCCUCCUCCAUAGAUGUACCCGGGAUAGCGUGAUUCUCGCCCUCGGUGGUGGGGUGAUUGGGGAUCUUGUUGGAUUCGUCGCAGCAACCUUCAUGCGAGGAGUUCGAUUCGUUCAGAUCCCAACUACCUUACUCGCCAUGGUCGAUUCGAGUGUUGGUGGGAAGACGGCCAUAGAUACACCGCAUGGGAAAAAUCUUAUUGGUGCCUUUUGGCAACCGGAAUAUAUUUUCAUUGAUGCGGCUUUCUUGGAGACCCUGCCUUCCCGGGAGUUUUCGAAUGGGAUGGCGGAGGUGGUCAAGACUGCCGCCAUAUGGAACGAAGCAGAAUUCAUCUCUCUCGAAUCCCGCUCAGCCGAUAUCUUUGCUGCUAUUCAAACGCCGUCUGCUGAUUAUGCAGGCCGUUCUAAGCAGACGCGGUCUAUUGCUCAAGAGCUUCUUCUCUCCGUCAUCGUCGGGUCAAUAUCCGUCAAAGCCCACAUCGUGACCAUCGACGAAAGGGAGACAGGUUUGCGCAACCUCGUUAACUUUGGGCAUACGAUUGGGCAUGCUAUCGAAGCCGUGCUGACUCCCACCAUUUUGCACGGAGAGUGCGUAAGCGUCGGCAUGAUUCUUGAAGGCGAAAUUUCCCGCCAGAUGGGUAUACUGUCUCAAGUUGGCGUUGGACGUCUCAAUCGAUGCCUCAAAGCUUACAACCUCCCCGUUACCUUGGCCGACCCCAGGAUAGCUAGUCUCCCAGCAGCUAAACUGUUGACUGUCGAACGCCUCCUGGAUAUCAUGCGUAUCGAUAAGAAGAACAGUGGUCCGGAGAAGAAGAUCGUUAUUCUCUCAAGGAUUGGCGCAACUUACGAGCCCAAAGCUACAGUUGUGCCUGAUUCUAUCAUUGCGAAGACGCUCUCUGAGGCUGCUAAAGUCAUCCCGGGUGUGCCUAGACAUCACCCCGUCAAGAUGGCCACUCCUGGUUCAAAGAGUAUCUCUAAUCGUGCUCUUGUUCUGGCCGCACUUGGAAAGGGCACAUGUAGGCUUAAGAAUCUGCUGCAUUCAGACGAUACACAGGUCAUGAUGGCCGCGCUAAACGAGCUCAAGGGCGCAAGCUUUGCAUGGGAAGACGCGGGAGAGACACUUGUCGUCAAGGGUGGCGAGGGUUCGCUAUCAGUUCCGCCCAAAGGAAAAGAGCUAUACCUAGGAAACGCCGGGACUGCUGCUCGUUUCUUAACGACAGUUUGCACACUUGUUCAGUCUUCGCCACAGGACAAUGCUGAGUACACAGUCAUUACGGGCAACGCAAGGAUGAAACAGCGUCCCAUUGGUCCGCUUGUAACUGCACUGCAAGCAAAUGGCAGCAAGAUCGACUUUUUGGAGUCUGAAGGGUGCUUACCGUUGGCAAUUGCACCACAAGGAUUGAAAGGGUCUCAGUUGCAGCUCGCAGCCAGCGUGUCGAGCCAAUAUGUUUCCUCCAUUCUCUUGUGUGCACCGUAUGCUGAAGAGCCCAUUACUUUGGAGCUUAUUGGUGGCCAGGUCAUUUCACAGCCAUACAUCGACAUGACAGUUGCCAUGAUGAAGACCUUUGGCGUUGACGUUGUUCGUCGCAAAGAUCCAGUUACUGGAAAGUUCCUGGAUGUCUACGAGAUCCCCAAGGCCGUGUACACAAAUCCCCCUGAAUACAACAUCGAGUCGGAUGCGAGCAGCGCUACAUACCCUUUGGCAAUUGCAGCUGUCACUGGCACUUCAUGCACUAUCCAGAAUAUCGGCUCUGCAUCCCUGCAAGGUGACGCGAAGUUCGCAAAGGAGGUCUUGGAGAAAAUGGGCUGUCAAGUCAGUCAGACUGCUACGGAAACAACUGUUCAAGGACCACCCAUUGGGCAAUUGAAGGCGAUUGAGGAGGUGGAUAUGGAAGUGAUGACAGACGCCUUUUUGACAGCCACUGCCCUGGCUGCCGUGGCCAAUGGGAAGACGAGGAUCAUUGGGAUUGCGAACCAGAGAGUCAAGGAAUGUAACAGGAUUCGUGCGAUGAUCGACGAACUAGCCAAGUUUGGUGUAGAGACCAUCGAGUUGGAUGACGGCCUUGAAAUUAUUGGUAAACCCAUAUCCGACUUAAAACGCGGAGUCAGCGUCCAUUGUUAUGACGACCACCGUGUGGCAAUGGCAUUCAGUGUUCUUAGCACUGUGGUUGAAGGUACAAUCAUUGAGGAAAAGAGAUGUGUUGAGAAAACAUGGCCCAACUGGUGGGAUGAUCUCGAGAACAAGAUCGGGUUGACUGUUCAAGGGGUCGACUUGGCAAGUGUCGCUUCUGAAGCUUCCGCAAGUGGGACUAUCAACCAUGAUUCUGCAGCCUCGAUUAUCUUGAUUGGCAUGCGGGGAACAGGCAAGACCUUCGUUGGAAAUCUGGCUGCAGCUACCCUUUCUUGGACAUGCUUAGAUGCAGACGCAUACUUCGAAACCAAACACGAGAUGGGUGUACGCGAAUUCGUUCACCAAAAGGGUUGGCAAGCUUUCAGAGACGCGGAAUUUGAGGUUCUCCGCGAGCUUAUCGCGGAAAAGUCACAAGGGCACGUUAUUAGCCUUGGUGGUGGUAUUGUCGAAACACCAGCUGCCAGGGAGCUUCUCAAAGAGUACGCUGCAACCAAGGGCCCUGUGGUUCACAUCGUACGGCCUAUCGAUGAGGUCAUCAGAUAUCUCAAUUCAGAGGCUUCUAGACCCGCGUAUGACGAGGCAAUCGUGGACGUUUUCCGUCGCCGUGAGCCCUGGUUUGGAGAAUGCUGUAGCCAUGACUUCUUCAACCGUUUUGGUGACUUGCCUUAUUCUUCGCCCAAAGCCACGAGCCGAGAAAUCGCACGGUUCUUCAACCACAUUACUGGGCAACGCCCUAAUCUCGCCCAGAACCUUACAUCAGGCCGGAGGUCGUAUUUUUUGUGCCUCACGUACCCAGAUGUGACGCAGUCAUUCCCUGUCAUCCAUGAAUUGACGCAGGGAGUGGAUGCGAUCGAACUUCGUGUAGACCUCCUCCGAGCUUCGAAGGAUUAUGACUCAAUCGAGUAUUCCAUUCCAACCCUGGCUUAUGUUUCCAGCCAGGUAGCAGCUCUUCGUCGUGUCACUUCCUUGCCGAUUGUCUUCACGGUCCGAACACAGUCUCAAGGCGGCUCUUUUCCUGAUGCUGCAGAGAAAGAAGCUGUAGAACUUCUCAAGCUUGCGCUUCGACUGGGUGUUGAAUACGUUGACGUUGAGAUCUCUCUCUCUGAAAAGAAGAUUAAAGAACUUGUUUCACUCAAAGGAUCCUCGCACAUGAUUGCGUCGUGGCAUGAUUGGAGUGGCAACAUGAUAUGGGAUGGACCCGUGGUGAAGGAAAAGUAUGAUGCUGCUGCCCGUUUCGGAGACAUUAUCAAGAUUGUCGGAAAGGCAAACUCCAUACAGGACAACUUUACCUUGUACAAUUUUGUCUCGAAAGUCAACAGCACUGCUGGCUCAAAACCGUUCAUCGCCAUCAACAUGGGACUUGAGGGUCAGAUGUCUCGUGUGCUCAACUCCACCCUCAGCCCUGUGUCACAUCCGCUACUCCCAAGCAAGGCUGCGCCUGGUCAACUGUCCUUCAAGCAGAUUCAAAACGCGCUUCAUCUCCUGGGUCUCCUUCCAGCACAACGUUUUUACCUGUUUGGGACACCCAUUGCUCAUUCGAUGUCCCCAACAUUGCACAACACAGGCUUCGAGAUUCUGGGACUACCACAUCAUUAUGAGCUGCUGGAGACCAAGGAGGUCGCCGAGGAGAUCAAGAUAGCAAUCGGUGAUUCCGCUUUUGGAGGUGCAUCCGUCACCAUUCCCUACAAGCUUGACGUCAUCCCUCUGCUUGACAAGCUAUCACCAGCAGCGGAGGCCAUAGGGGCCGUCAACACUAUCAUCCCGCGCACAACUGGAUCGGGUCGCAUGUUAGUUGGUGACAACACUGAUUGGCUAGGUAUCAAGGCUUGCAUCACCGAACAGCUGUCCUCAAAGCCCAUUCACGCAGCUCUGGUCAUCGGUGCUGGUGGGACUGCCCGAGCCGCUAUCUACGCACUGUCAGCCCUCAACGUUGGCGACAUCUACCUGUAUAACAGGACUACCAGCAAAGCCUAUGAGCUCGCUCAUGCGUUCCCUCAUGCACCUGUUCACGUUCUCGAGCAGCUUGGGCAGUGGCCUAACGGAGCCGUACCUCCGUGUGUCAUCGUUUCCACAGUCCCCGCGAGUGCAACAACGACGGAGGAAGAGACCAGUGGUAUCUUACUACCAAGCAAGUUAUUUGAUUAUCGCGACGGACCCGCAGUUGUCAUUGACAUGGCGUACAAACCUGCGGAGACUCCUUUGCUUAGACUAGCAAAGACAGCUGGAGACAAUUGGGCCACUGUGCCUGGGUUGGAGGUGUUGCUUGAGCAAGGGUAUGUUCAAUUUGAGAUGUGGACAGGUCGACGUUGCCCGAAGGAGUUGGUCGCAAAAUGGUUAGGGAGGCUUACAACAGAUCAUAAACAAUUUGUAUUCGAGGAAGAGUGUGAAUCAUAA